Molecule: messenger RNA, 1997 nt
Organism: Leguminivora glycinivorella
Lineage: Eukaryota; Metazoa; Arthropoda; Insecta; Lepidoptera; Tortricidae
Product: transketolase-like protein 2
Exons: 13
Coding region: 91-1962 (623 amino acids)
Molecular function (GO): thiamine pyrophosphate binding; transketolase activity
Source: RefSeq, a predicted model, not a curated record
UUGACACUUCUCGAUUGAAGCGCGCCGCGGGUGGUCCGGUUAUAACAACGUGGUGUCUUAUAUCUUUUGAUAAACAUUCCUAACUCCAAAAUGAAGGGUGACAAGAACGUAGAUGUCCAGGCUCUAAAGGACAUCGCCAACAAGCUCAGAAUCGACAGCAUAGUCGCCACAAAUGCAUCAAAGUCCGGACAUCCGACAUCAUGUGCUUCAAUGGCAGAAAUCAUGUCAGUCCUGUUCUUCCACACCAUGCGCUACAAGAUCUCCGCGCCCAGGGACCCCUCCGCCGACCGCUUCAUUCUCUCAAAGGGUCACGCCGCUCCCAUCCUAUACGCCGCGUGGGCCGAGGCCGGACUCUUCCCCGUGGAGGAGCUCAAGAAUCUCCGCAAGAUCGACAACGACCUCGAGGGCCACCCCACGCCCCGCCUGAACUUCGUGGACGUGGGCACCGGCUCGCUCGGACAGGGCCUGGCUGUGGCCGCCGGCAUGGCCUACGUCGGGAAAUACUUCGACCAGGCGCCCUACAGGGUGUACUGCCUGGUAGGAGACGGUGAAGCCGCCGAGGGCAGCAUCUGGGAGUCGCUGCACUUCGCCAGCCACUACAAACUAGACAACCUGGUGGUCAUCUUCGAUGUCAACCGUCUUGGACAGUCGGAGCCCACCUCUCUCCAGCACCACGUUGAAGUAUACGACGCUCGCCUGAAGUCCUUCGGCUUCCACUCUCUGGUGGUCGACGGUCAUGACGUCACCGAGCUGGUGAAGGCCUUCGACGAGGCCGCCACCGUCACUGGCAAGCCCACCGCGCUCGUCGCCAAGACCUUCAAGGGCAAGGGCUUCCCGGGCAUCGAGGAUCUGGAGAACUGGCACGGAAAGGCUCUGGGCGCUGAUGGUGAAAAGAUCAUUAAGCACCUGCAGUCGCAGAUCAAGAACAACACAAUCUCCCUGAAGCCCAAGGCCCCUCUAGCGGAGGCUCCGCGCGUCCACAUCGGCGACAUCACUCUGUCGUCACCGCCCGCGUACAAACAGGGUGAGCAGGUCGCCACCCGCCUCGCUUACGGUACCGCGCUCAAGAAGAUCGCUGACACCAACCUGAGAGUAAUUGCUCUCGAUGGUGACACUAAGAACUCCACCUUCAGUGACAAACUGCGCAACGCCUACCCUGAGAGAUACAUCGAGUGCUUCAUCGCGGAGCAGAACUUGGUGGGCGUGGCCACCGGCGCCGCCUGCCGCGACCGCACCGUCGCCUUCGUCUCCACCUUCGCUGCCUUCUUCACCAGGACCUUCGACCAGAUCCGUAUGGGCGCCAUCAGUCAGAGCAACAUCAACCUGGCGGGCUCUCACUGCGGCGUGAGCAUCGGCGAGGACGGCCCCUCGCAGAUGGGUCUCGAGGAUCUGGCGCUGUUCCGCGCUGUACCCACCGCCACUGUCUUCUACCCCUCGGACGCCGUAUCAACAGAGCGCGCCGUCGAGCUUGCUGCCAACACCAAGGGCAUCUGCUACAUCCGUACUUCCCGCCCCAACACUUCCAUGCUCUACCCCAAUGAUGAGGUCUUCAAGGUCGGUCAACUCACUUUAUUUCAGUCUGCUCUCUUCAAUAUGUAUUUCGGACUUCUGGCUUUCUGCGGGCAGCCGAGCGGCACCGCCCCCGACUGCGCGAUGAUGUUUUCGUUAGGUAUCAACGCCCGCGUGCUUGAUCCGUUCACCAUCAAGCCCCUGGAUGAAGCCGCCGUGCUGGCCAACGCGCGCGCCUGCGGCGGUCGCAUCGUCGUCGUCGAGGACCACUACCAAGCCGGAGGCAUCGGCGAAGCCGUGCUGUCGGCAGUGGCUCUGCAGCGCGACGUGGUCGUGAAGCACAUCUACGUGACGGAGGUGCCGCGCUCCGGCCCGCCCGCCGCGCUGCUGGACAAGUACGGGCUGUCCGCGCCGCACAUCGCCGCCGCCGCCAAGGCCGUGCUCAAGGCCUAGGCGCCAGCGCCAGGCCCUCCUACACCACGAGAAUC